UUCAACACAGAAUAUUGCUUUAACAACUACACUUAUAUCUUUUCUACAUUUAAAAGAAAAACGAAAAACGAAAAACUUUGUUGAGCAUUCAGAUCUCAUCGAAUCAUUGCUAUGUUUUGAUAAAAAGUAGCAAUCGAAUACUAAUUUCCAGAUUUUCAAACUUGGUUCAACUUUCUCCGACUUGGUACCUGAAUGGCAUGGAAUUGAUUUCUUCAUCUACCAUUGGAAACUCAGCUUUGUGUUUAGCCCUAAUCUCCAUUCUCCUCUUCUUCUUCCUCACUACUACCACUCCCACUUUCCCGGAUCACUCUUCGCGUUUCCCUGUAUCUCCGAAUCGUUCUCUCCUCGGAGACCCCAGCCUGAAUCACACCUCGAUCGCUGAUUCCGAAUCCUCUUGUCUCUACGCGAGAUCCCACGAUAAUGGCGUCAUCAACUACUUCUCCCUCCAUUUCUGCAUCUUCAACGAAAACCUAUUCCUCUCGAUCCCAGUCCUGUCUCUCCUCAUCCUUCUACACUUUUACAUACUCAUCAAAACCGCCCAGACCCACUUCUCCACCGUCACCACCAAGCUCGCCGAUCGCCUCAAUCUGUCUCCCAGCAUGGCGGCAGUGACUCUCUUGGCCCUUGGUAACGGCGCACCGGACGUAUUUGCCUCCGUCGCCGCCUUGCGUGGUGGUCAGUACCGAACCGGAUUCGGAGCAAUCCUAUCCGCCGGAACUUUCGUCUCGGCCUUCGUCGUCGGAUUUGUCGCCAUCUACGCGGCGCCGUUCCCGGUGGACGCCGCUUCCUUCGUCAGGGAUGUGCUCUUCUACCUGAUAGCUGCCUCCUUCUUGUUCUAUGUGUACUUGAGUGGCGAGAUAUUCGUGUGGCAAGCAAUAGGAUUCGUGGGCUUUUACAUCUUCUUCGUUGGCUUCGUCUUCUGGAUGGAUUUUGGGACCAACGUUGAAAAAGGGAAAAUCAUCAGUGAGGAAGAGAAAGACUUGUUGAGAGUUAACGAUUGCGAGAUCGGAGUUCCUCUUGAGAGUUAUAAAGCAGAGAAAGAACAUCGCUUUUCCGGAAUUUCUCGGCUUUAUGGGACGAUCUCGAGGAUGUGGGAAACUCCUGUAUCAGUUCUCUUGAUGCUUACAAUCCCAAAAACUUCUCCUUCUGAGUGGUCUAGGUUUUAUCGAUCUGCAAACAUUGUUUUCUGCCCUCUCGCCCUUUUAUAUACUUGCAACUCCUUUGUACCACUAGAUCACCCGAUCUCAUUCCUUUUUCCAAACACCCAUCUCCCACUUUGGCUUGUCGUCCUCUUCAUGACGUCUUCCCUUGCUUUCCUUCACUUCACAAUCGAAAAACAACCUCCCAAAACCGAGCAAAUGCCUGUCAUCGUUGUAGCUUUCGUAAUGAGUGUUUUCUGGAUAUCGACAAUAGCUGGUGAGCUCCUCAGCUGCUUGGCUGCACUUGGAACGCUCCUUAAACUGCCUCCGGCGAUCCUAGGACUAACCGUUCUUGCCUGGGGAAACUCGGUCGGUGACCUUGUUGCUGACGUGGCAGUUGCAAAGGCGGGUCGACCAGCGAUGGCUAUGGCCGGUUGCUUUGCGGGUCCGAUGUUUAAUAUGCUUGUUGGACUUGGAACGGCCUUGGUGAUGCAGACAGCUAAUGUGUAUCCGAACGCUUACGAGCUUGGCUUCCAUGUAGGUAUCGUGAUCGCUUUCGUAUUCUUGUUGCUUAGUCUAAUGGGAUCUCUGUUGGUUAUAACCUGGUCUAGAUUCCGAGUUCCGAGACUAUGGGGGAUCUGUCUUGUAGGACUCUAUGUUGUUUUCACGUUUGUUAGUCUUAUCAUCGCCACAUUCUCAACCUGAUCAUAUUCUGAAAGUCUGCGCAUUGAAUAAUCUUGGGCCAACCAGAGUUUCAGUGUUGAGGAAUGUUUCGUUGCUGGAAGAAGAGAAUUGGCGAAAUUUUGAGUUCUUGUGAUCGUCUGUGAGGCCGAUUAGGAAAGUUUCAUAGGUAUGUGCAGAAUGGUAAAAUAUACAUGUGAAGAGCAGAUUUUGGAUUCCUGAUUUCUAUUGAUUAUACUGGUUUAGUUCACCUGAAUGAAAUAUGUAUGUAUAAACCACAUAUUUGUAUUCUUUUGAUAUUAAUGAGAAAUAGCUUCCGUUCACGAUUCUAAAA
Molecule: messenger RNA, 2154 nt
Organism: Thlaspi arvense
Lineage: Eukaryota; Viridiplantae; Streptophyta; Magnoliopsida; Brassicales; Brassicaceae
Source: the annotation of a GenBank genome assembly